CGCUGUCGCGUGCAGUUAACUCAGGCUUCAUUGCGAAUGAAAUAGCCCCUCCUUGGCAUAGUUUUAAACUAUGUAUAGGACUAUGGGGUGGGCGUGCACCUGGCAUUGGCUGUGGUAAGACCUGAAAGAGUUAGCUGCUGUCAUAACUUUGUCGAUCGAAGCACUCGAUCAAGCACUCUUUCAUGUAUUCAAACUGCAACAAAAUUUCGGUCUGGCUGAAUUGUUUACGGUGAGAAGGAACCAUCGGUUCGCCCACGUCCCCCUCCAUUACGCAACCCAGGCCGCUGGAUGCCCAUAAACCAUAGGCUUGUCAACCUUAAUAAAGAGCCCACUGUGGACUACGUACACCGCCCACCACAUGUGAUUCUGAUGGCAUCGAUAAAUGAGGCUCGAUACCAGGCAGAAUACCGCGCUGAAGAAGAGCGGAAGCGGAAUCCUGAUGCUCCACUGCCGCCCCACAUCCCACCCGGCCGUCCGCACAUCAUCAACCGGUUUCCCCUGCGCCCGCCCAUGGAGGCAGUGAAGCGCCGUCUAGAGCUGCUUCGGCAGAAACCUCUGCCGCUUCCCCCGCCCCCACCCCCGCCGAAGACUCUCCCUGUAGCACUGUUCCAGGAGUCAUGGAGUGUCAUCAACGACUACUGUGGAUUUUUGUGCUUCAAGGUGGGGAAGACCCAUGAGUUCCCCUACAUCGUGCGAUCUGCUUACCGUGUCAACCGUGCAACCGUGCGCAAGGUUUACGGACUUGUUGUGCGUGUCAUGGACUACAUGAAUGCCCUGGUGAUUGAGCUCGACAAAGAUGAACCCAACGUGUCCGGCCUGGGUGAAGCUUUGAUUGAGGCUCUCAUUGAUCUCCUGAACACUCUUCGUCAUGAGGGCAUGCCAGCAGAUAAAAUCUGGCGAGUUGAUGCGGCUGAAAUGCAGCAGUACAUCACGGGACCUGAAAACAAGGACCUGUUGACUACAGGCCAACGACAGAUUGUGAUCAUUCACAACAGCCUUGCUAAGUGUGCGCUGCACAUCAUGUCUCCCCUCUUUAAGCCCAGCGGCUAACCACAUGAGGCUACAUGGGGCGUGUGCUGCUGCUGUUUUGGCUCGCAACCUGCCAUGGGCCAGGGUCCUGCUUGUUAAGCCACCAGUUCCUUCGUCAGCUAGCAGCUGAAGUGCCUUCACUACCUUUUUUUUUUGUGUGUGUGUGUGUGUUUGCAGUACACCAAGAGCAUCACCUGUGGAAGUCGAUCCGGUGAAUUUGCAAAAGGAGAUGCAAAAGUUUUGCUCCAAAGUGUGCUUUUUCUGUAUUUGUCCGUGUGCCAAAUAAAAACUAUUUCCUUCCAA
Molecule: messenger RNA, 1332 nt
Organism: Dermacentor andersoni
Lineage: Eukaryota; Metazoa; Arthropoda; Arachnida; Ixodida; Ixodidae
Source: RefSeq, a predicted model, not a curated record